GCGGAGCACUCGCCCAGGUACACAUCGCGAAUCUGCCCUUCCUGAAAAGAAAAGAAAAGAAGAAAAAAAAAUAAUGACAAUAACAACACCUGCGAGUUCGGAUCUGUUCAGACGGAGAGUCGACUUCGGGGAGCGUGAGCACUUCAGAGGAGAGCCGUGAUUUGUGAGGGCCGGGCCGGGCCCCCCCCCCUCCCUCCGUCGGGGUGUUUUGUUUCCGGGCCGACCAUGGUCCGCUGGUCCCGGGGCGUGCGCGGUUGAACACUCGCCUGUCCGCCGGACCGAGCGCCGCGCUCGGUUGUUUUUCCCGAUUAACGGCAGGGCGGCCUGGUCAUGCUGAUGGACCAGGACACUCAGUGGCUGUACCACCUCCUGGCCGAGGUCCAGCUGGAGAAGUUCUACCUGCGCGUCAGAGAUGGCCUCAACAUCACCCGCAUCGAGCACUUCGCCUACGUCAAGGAGUCCGACCUGGAGCAGAUAGGAAUCAGCAAACCCGCACAACGAAGAUUAUGGGACGCUCUGAAACGCUACAAGGCCAAUUCACGAGCACGGCCCUGGAUGCCCAAGGUGUCGAGCGGGCGAGGUCCGGAUGGAGGCGAGCCGUGGAGCGGCCAGGCUCAGGGCCAGGAGGGGGGCAGCCGGGGUCUUCCUUCCCUGAUACAGGACACCGAGCUGACCCUGGGCGAGAAGCUGGGCUCCGGGUCCUUCGGGGUGGUGAAGAGGGGCGAGUGGCACACACCCACCGGCAGAGUGCUGCCCGUAGCAGUGAAAUCCCUGAGGAGCAGUAUGUCCAGGCAGACCGACACGCUGACGGACUUCCUCCAGGAGGUAACCAUCAUGCAGUCCCUGGAUCACCCCAACAUCAUACGACUCUACGGUGUGGUGCUCACACAGCCCCUCAAGAUGGUGACAGAGCUAGCCCCCCUGGGCUCACUGUACGACACGCUGCGCUCGCGCCAUUACGAGUACCCUCUGGUCCGCCUCUGGCUCUUCGCCACCCAGAUCGUGUCGGGCAUGGAGUACCUGGAGACCAGGAGGUUCAUCCACAGGGACCUGGCCGCGAGAAAUGUGCUGCUGGCCUCCAGGGAGGCGGCGAAGAUCGGGGACUUCGGCCUGAUGAGGGGCCUGAGCCAGGAGACGGAUCACUACGUCAUGUCGGCACACAGGCGCAUCCCGUUCGCAUGGUGUGCUCCAGAGAGUCUUCGCGUCGGCUCCUUCUCCCACUCCUCAGACGUGUGGAUGUUUGGCGUCACCCUGUGGGAGAUGUUCACGUACUGCGAGGAGCCCUGGUUCGGUCUGUCAGGCCGACAGAUCCUGUGGCGCGUGGAACGGGAGGGCGAGCGUCUGGAGAGACCGCCGGAUUGUCCGCAAGAGCUGUACGCCGUCAUGAGGAAGUGCUGGGCCUGCAGCGCCGCCGACAGACCCAGCUUCGCCCAGCUCACCGCUAUGGUGACAGAGGCUAAACCAAUGGAGGUGCAAGUAAGCAGGGACUUCUCUGAACCCAGAAAACUCGCACUGGUGGCCAACGACCUUGUGACGGUCACAGACCAUAGUCUGGAGCUGAGCGAGUGGAGAGGCCAGAAUCAGAGGACGCUGGCGGUCGGCUGGUUUCCCGCGAGCCUCGCCGUGCCGGUGCUCCCCCCUGGCACUGCCGGUGCGGCUCCCGCCACUUGCGGCCAGCCCGGGGACAUCAAGCCCGAACGCUGCCGGGGAACACCGGAGAGCCUGGACGACAGCGGGAGCUGGAGGCCUGUCCGGGAGAAGGAGGGAUCCAAUCUGCAGAAAAUGGCAGGUAUGUCUCGGAGCCUGGAGUCUGUCCUGAGUGAACACCGGCCUCGAGCUCACACAGUGGGGGCGAUCAGAGUGGAUCAGCAGGGCAGGCUCAUGCCGCCCGUACUGGCGGCUCACAGUGUGAUGAUGCAGCAGGACACCCGUCGGUUCAGCGAGGCCAGUAUCGCCCCCCCUCCUCGACCACCACUCCCCAACCUGAAACGCCUGAACAUGAAGUCUCAGAGGAGGCCCAUAGUAAAUCCUCCCCCAGGCAACCCCUGGCCGCCGCAGGUGGUCCUGUCCCCUCCGGCGCAGCCUCAGCCUCAACCUCAGCCCCAGCACCCGCCGCAGCAGGGCGUCGGAGGCUCCAACCUGGCCAAGAUGGCCCACCUGGCGCGCUCCUCUCCGCUGCUGGACGACAGCGGCGACGGCAGGGAGAGGGACCGGGAGAGGGAACGGAGCCGGGACCGAGAGAAACCGCCUCACGUGCCGAACACGAGAGAGAGUCUCGUCGCGCAGGUCAUGGAGGCGGUUCACGGGGUGACCACUGAAGAGGUUCAUUCGGCACUGCAGCGUACUGACUGGAACCCGGUGCGAGCUGAGCAGCAGCUCAAGUUCGAGCAGCUGUACUCGCUGAGCCUCUGCUCCAGGGAGGACUGUCUGCGGAUCCUGUCCAGGUACCAGUGGAACCUGCAGGUGGCCAGCCGCUACCUCAUCCGCCUGACCCGGGACGACAAGCCCGCCGCGGGCGAGAGGGAGCGACCCCCGGUCAGCGCGGAGAGGCGGGUCUGAGGCGAUUCCCGGGCUGGUUUUGACGUUAUUUCCGGCUGCCACGCGCUUUCCAGCGACAAACUCUUUGACACGUGGAUCUUCUCCUCACGCCGGUCGGACGUCGCCUCAGUAUGUGGAAGGCCACUCCAGUGGAGAUGGAAAAAAAAUUGGAAAAUGAAGAUGGAUUGAUUUAAAAAAAAAAAAAAAAAAAAAAUGCACACUGACUCAAUGUUCCUGACGACUGGUUUUUUUUUUUUUUUUUGUAUUUUCAAUGAGAUGUCGUCGCGCACAUUGUUAGUUGCAACUAGUUUUUGUACCUCAAUGAAUUUGUAUGUAUGUCCUGUUAGAAAUCAUCAUUUUGUCGAGUGAAAUUGACGAGCUUGUCCGAUCCCGGUUUUGCACACCACAGUCGGUCUGGGCUGGGUGUUAGGGACCACAGGCCUGAGGAUGGACGAAAAAAAGUCUGGGGGUGUCGAGUUCGAAGAGAAGUCCGUUUACCACGGCUCUGUAGUCUGCUCCUCGUCACCGCUACAUUCGCUGCUUACACCGUCACACACACCUUUCAUCCGGGACCAAACUGUUGGCGGUGGAGUUGCAUUGUGGGUGAUCUAGAGACACCAGCAGGUUUUUUUUUACACCCAAACAGAAUGUGUGGAAUAAAAACAAGACGAAUAUCAA
Molecule: messenger RNA, 3216 nt
Organism: Scophthalmus maximus (turbot)
Lineage: Eukaryota; Metazoa; Chordata; Actinopteri; Pleuronectiformes; Scophthalmidae
Gene: tnk1
Product: tyrosine kinase, non-receptor, 1
Exons: 14
Coding region: 331-2559 (742 amino acids)
Biological process (GO): protein phosphorylation
Molecular function (GO): protein binding; protein tyrosine kinase activity; ATP binding
Source: RefSeq, a predicted model, not a curated record